CCUCAACGACCGUUGGGUCCCAUUGAUCUAACGCCACCCAAUCCCCCCCCCCUGUGGUGGAGAGGAGCCUGAUCUCCAUUGUCAAUCCCUCCACCGCCGCGGCCACCCUCCGCCUCCUCUAUGGCCUCACCCGCCACUACCUCCGCCGACGUUACAGGCCACGCCGCCGCGACUGGCGAGCUGCAUCAUCUCCAGACCCACUGGUGUCACGAAUGCGACAUGAGCGUCUUCCUCCUCCGCCCUCCCACUCCUUCCCCAGCGCGCUGCCCUCACUGCAGCUCCGACUUCCUCGUGCAAAUGGACUCUUUUGCCCCUCCUCCUCCUCCUCCUCCGCCGCACAACCUCAGCUCUAAUAGCCCUACUCUCGCUCCCUUAUUCGCGGAUCACAACGCGACUCUCAUCCCCUCCGACGAGAAUUUCCUCCUCGACAGCGUUUCUCUCAACCGCCUUAUCCGCCGUAUGGCCACCACCAACGAGGCAUUCACCACCGCAAGCCGCCACCACAACCCUACCUCAAGGUCCGCUAUACAAUCGCUCCAAGUCUUAGAAAUAGACUCUUCAAUUUUGGAAAGGGAUCCGAUUUUGCCCUGUCCCAUUUGCAAGGACCAGUUCCUGGUAGACAUGGAAGUUAAAUUGUUGCCGUGUAAGCACAUGUACCAUUCCGAUUGCAUUUUACCUUGGUUGGAGAUUAACAAUUCGUGCCCGGUCUGUCGGUUCCUGCUUCCGCCACGGCAAGAUGAGGACUGUGAGGAUGACAGUUUUCCUAGAGGGGAUAACUUCAUAGGAUCAAUGAGACUUGAAGAGCUGAUGGAUGAUGACGAAGAAGAGUUUUUUCGAUUUCAAAGCACUAUAAGGCGUAUUGUACAGAUGAGUGAGGUCUCCACAAUGAGUGGAGGGAGGGAUGAAGCUGUUGUACACAUUGAACGGAGGCAUCGUAGUAUGAUGGAGGGUGAUGGCACAAGUGAAGUCUUUCUGCUUUCUCCCACACAAUUUGGGGAAGCUGAUCUAGAGGUUGGAGUUGCUGGAAGGGCUGCCAGUGUGGAGACUGUUUCUAGUAUCCCGUGGUUCCCUGUGGAUAAUGCCUGUGCUGGGGAAGUUGGUGUUAGCAGUAAUAGUUUGGGUGAAGCAGAUGCUGCAGUGAGGUCAUGAAGUGAAGCCAGAAAGAUGAUGUGUUGAUGGCCUGCUAUAAGGAGUCAGUUUAUGAGAAGGAAUAAAACGGUCACCCUGCAGAACCUGUGGCGAUAUUGAUGAUUGUAAAGGUCACAGUGAAACAUAAUCUUCUGUUUGUGAGUGAACCCUUUGGUUUGCUUUGCUUUGCUUUGUGAGUUCUUUUAGGCUGUGUGUAUAAUAUGAUGUUGUGUUGUGAUGGCUUUGGUUGGAGUGGCUUAUGUAAUAAAAUGAACUCUUCUCAUGUUCUUGAAACCUCUUAAUGGUUCAGAUGUCUGAAUGGUUCAGCACUUAAUGGUUCAGACUGUUUGUUUCAGCCUCUUAAUGGUUCAGAUGUCUGAAUGGUUAAGAGAUUUGCUUCUGAAUGGUUAAGUAUUAUACAGAGUCUGAAUGAUUAAGACCUCUUAUCUGAAUUGAUCAGACAUUUGCCUCUGAAUAGUUAAGCAAUAUACUAGCUCUUAAUGGUUCAGACCUCUUACUGGUUCAGCACUUAAUGGUUCAGACCUCUUACUGGUUCAGCACUUACCCAUUCAGAAGUUGCCAAACAGCCCCAUAGACUUUGUUUGACAUUAAACGUCCGAGCUUAACAUUGGCAUUA
Molecule: messenger RNA, 1765 nt
Organism: Cuscuta campestris
Lineage: Eukaryota; Viridiplantae; Streptophyta; Magnoliopsida; Solanales; Convolvulaceae
Source: the annotation of a GenBank genome assembly